CUCGGACCCCAUCUAGGAGGCUUCUACUCUCGCCUAGGGUGACUCCUGCGCGUAGCCGAGGAUGGGCUAUCCGCCGAGGAGGCCUCGGGCGUCGCCAGCGCGCUCGCGGACACCCACGCCCGCAACAUGGCAGGCCCGGCCGCGAGCAGCUACUGGAUGUUCUACCUCCUGGACGCCUACAAGGCCGAGCGCCUGCGGCGCGCGAAGGAGGCCUGCGGCUCCGCAGUGGAGCCCGCCUCGCCUGAUGCUCACGCGGUCGAAGACGAUGCGCGCGCCGCCUCGCGCUGCCGGGCCGACCUCAUCGCCGCGGCCGCCACGCCAGAGCGCCUUCGCAGCGCCUUCGGCAGGCACUUCCAGCUGGACAACUAUGUGCAUCUGGUCCUGCAGCCCGGGCCCGACCUCGGUGCUCGGAGCGGUGCCUGCGAGGCGGCAGCGGGCGCUGCCGCUGGUUGAUUACGAAAGCGGCGACCCCCGCGUGUGUGUGUGUGUGUGUGGUGUGUG
Prorocentrum cordatum is the source of this 501-nucleotide messenger RNA. The record is from the annotation of a GenBank genome assembly. Lineage: Eukaryota; Dinophyceae; Prorocentrales; Prorocentraceae.